GUAAUUUACCAUAUAAAUUGGUUAUUACAAUGAUUUUAAUUCAUAUACCAGAUACAUAAAUUUGUUUUGUAAUAUAGGAAGUCUUAUUGUGGUAACUGUUCUAGAGCAGUGAGUCUGCGUACUGCAAACAAUGGCGGCUGACCGUGCAUCUAAUCAAAUGGACAAUUGCGACAGCAAUAUAGAUAAGGAAUAUGCGACGCUAGUUGGCACUGAUGAUGAAGACUUCACCUACGUCCCUCCAACGGCAAGCUGGUUCCGCAAUUUUGUCAAUGCCAUAUUCCCAGAUGGACAGCCGCCUUUAUGGCUGGCUUUGAAUUUAUGCCUCAUAUUUGCCUAUACCGUGUUCAAUGUUAACAGCUAUGGAGGUGAUGAACAAGUGAUUCGACCUCAAGGAGGUGACCAGAUAAACUAUUCGGUGAAUGUAUUAUGGUGCCUCCUAUUUAUUUUAGCUGGCAACUGUGUCAUGUACCUUUGUAUGAUGAUAUUUAGAUUCAUCCUACUCAAGUCGCUGCUAUACCUAAGGAUGGCAAGAUAUGCCUAUGUAUUUGCUACUAUCAGCAUGUUAGAUCCAUGUAUAUUCUAUGUUAUGUGGGCUGCUACUCAGGCAAUAGUAUGGCAGAUUUUAGUUGCGAGACUUCAAAAUCAAGAUGCACUUUACAUCAUCGAUUCAUACUUGUUAAGCGAAUAUGUGAAGAAGCACUUAAUUUUUAAGGAAGAAGGGCUGGUUUGGGUAUCAUGUGCUGUCCACGUACACCUUAUCCUUGGUAUUCGUUGCAUGGUGCUUUCACUGGUCUCGUUCGCUUUUGAGUUGAAUUUGUUAGUCACUUCCAAUGAAGCUCUGAAGCGCUACCUACGUCUGUGUGCCAAUAUAAGGAAGUUCAAUAUCGACUGGUUGGAAUUGGUUAUGUCCCGACCAGAAAUUGUAGAUCGUAUCACGAAGGCGUUCGCUUGCAAGAAUGUUGGCAACAAGCUGUCACCAAUCAUAGAGCGAUGCAAUCCAAGCAUAUAUGAUUUCCACAGUGCAUUUGCAUUAAGGAUCCUUAACGAGUCGCACGAUGUUGCCUAUAUGCAGUACUUCAACUCCAAUGAAGACCUUAGUGUACCCUCGGAUUCAGCAGAUGCUUUGGUAGAGCAAUCGUCCAAUUCAACGUUGUCCAACUGGCUACUUAUAUGUUAUGUCAUGAGGGUACCCCCUGUGAUAUCGCUCUUGUGCCAAGAUGUUGCACUGCGUGAUGUUAACCUGGUGCCACAGUGCGCGUCUAUGCUUUUUGAGCAGAUGUAUUUCACACUUAUCAAGUCGAUGUCAGUACAACCAGAGGAUCGUGCUUUAAGUAGUGCCAUCACAUCCGGAGUCGCCGUAACACCCGAGGAUGCCAAAGGCAAAAUAUCUGAAGAUCCAAACUCAUCAGCAGAAACUGUGUCGGGGCCUGUUGAUACUCCAGUGGUGACAGAAGCGCAAAAGGAUGCAACCCCCCGCGACCAGAAGAGCAGUGCUCGGGAUAAUGUCAACAGUGAUGCCAAUAACCCACCCAGUGCCAGGGCAGUUGACACACAAUCGCAACAACCGUUGGGAACUAAUGAAAAUAUUACGGCAUCGCAACCUGCUGUAAAACCGGCGUCUAAAUCCAGAAACAAUAGAUUGGUCUCAGUAAUGAAGAUCAAUGAAUUCAGAAACCAAAUGCACCUGACGCUAACAGAGGGCGCCAAGGAGUGUAGUACAAAUGCCAUUGCAAUGGCCGAUUAUCAAUUUAACUCCGUAAAGGAUCAUGAUGAUAGGUUCAUCUCCCUAGAUGAUAUGAGGUCGUUCCUUAAUCCGGAUGAAGCAGAUACCAUCAUGAGGUUACUGGAUCUGUCAGGACACGGAAGGAUUAACAUGUCAAUGCUACAACAAACUUUACAGAACCUAUAUACAGCACGUAAAAAAUUCAAGAAUAUCAUCAAGGGGCAGGAUAGUAUCUUCCGUGUGCUUUUAAGGCUACUCUCAUGUGGUACCUGGAUAUUCGCUGUUGUAGUUAUGGCAUUCCUAUCCGGAAUCACAGCGGAGGCCAUUGUAGUAUCAGGAGCAGCACUCAUGUCGGCACUCACAGUGGCACUCAGCUACCUGUAUACCAAUUUCAUGACGUCAGUCAUCUUUGUGGCGAUAUCAAAUCCCUAUAAUGUGGGCGACCGUGUUCGCCUUAAUGACGGAGAACCGCUCAUUGUCAAGAAAAUCAGGACCUACACCACCGAGUUUGUAACCAUCCUGGGGAAAGGUCUGGUGUACCAAAACGCUACACUAUCAAGUAUGAAAAUAACUAACGAAAGCCGUGCUGUGCGCGCUACGUUCAACUAUGACUUCCAUGUAGAUACGGAGACUACGGAAGAACAAUUAAGCAACCUAGGCGAUUACCUGGUCGGUGUUUGUAACUCAAGACCAAAUGAUUUCGUCAAAAAUGGGCUCUCCAUAUACUAUGUUGAGGUUAACCCUGGACAUAGCUUGAAGCUAAGCAUAUGGGUAACCUGCAUCGAAGGAUGGGGAAAUUGGCAACGUAUAUUCCAACUGCGUAGCGAUAUUAUGGAAGCCACAAUGAAACACUGCAGGGAAAACAACAUCACAUAUACACUACCUGCACAACCUAUCGUAUUCCACAAAACGCCACAUCGACGUGGUGGACCAAGACGCCAUGUCGUACAUCUCAACAAACACACAUAAACUGGAAUCCAAUAUUUUGUAUAGUAUUUCAUUAA
Molecule: messenger RNA, 2727 nt
Organism: Babesia bovis T2Bo
Lineage: Eukaryota; Apicomplexa; Aconoidasida; Piroplasmida; Babesiidae
Product: Mechanosensitive ion channel family protein
Exons: 5
Coding region: 131-2692 (853 amino acids)
Biological process (GO): monoatomic anion transport
Cellular component (GO): plasma membrane
Molecular function (GO): mechanosensitive monoatomic ion channel activity
Source: RefSeq, a predicted model, not a curated record